AUGAAAAAUACAAAGGAUGCAUACUUACCUACCAUUACAUCUAGUUUCAACCAGUUAAGAUCAGAGGCUUCAAGUUCUAUGAAAUAUUAUUAUAACAACAGUGUUAGCAAUGUUUAUGAUCAAAGUAACCAACAAGAAUAUCAGCAUCAAAACGCAGAAAAUACUAAAGAGUUUUUAAACAAUGCAAAAAUAGUAAUAUACCCGAUAUAUAGUACGUUUAACUCUGUCGAAAACCUAUAUCUAACUCAUGUCAAGGGGAACAUAUACUUACCAGGCGUCAUGAAUAGAAAAAAUAGAUUAAUUUAUUCGUUGUGUAAACAGCUGAUGAGGAAACCUACAAAUUCUGACACUUUAACUACACUAAUCGAAAAUCAAGAAAUUAGUCGUAAUGGUAGCAUGCAUCAUAAUGAUAUUGACGAUACUGCUUCAGUUGCAUCGUCCGCAUUUCCUUCGUCAUUAGCAUCAUCGCCCUCCUCCUCCUCCUCCCCCUCUUCUUCUUCUUCUUCUUCUUCUUCUCCUGAUCUUAGCUCGGUAAUAUCAUCAAAAAAUACAAAUACUAGCGAAAACAGUAAUAAAAUAUUUGAUUCCAGGAUUUCAGGGUUUUUGUCCAAGGGAGUUAAUAAUUGUCAAAUUUCACUGUACGUAGAUAAUCAAUUAUAUGCUAAUCUGAAAAGUGAUGAGUUAGGUAAUUUUGAAUGCCUACUAACAACUAUCAAGAUGCCGAAUAAUGUUACAUGCAAAUGUCUUCUCAACAGCAAUAUAUCUAACUCUAUCAAUGUCGUUCACUAUUCAGAAAGUGCUAUUAGCGUAAUAAGCGAUAUUGAUGAUACUAUAAAGCAUACUGGUGUUGUAGGAGACAAACGAUCUUUAAUCUGUAACACAUUUCAAAAUGAUUACUCUCAGUGGUUAAUUCCAUCGGUUUCUAAAUGGUACGGCCUGUUGUCUCAUAAUUAUAGCAUAGAGUUUUUUUACGUUUCAAAUUCUCCAAUCCAAUUAUACCCAUUUUUACAAGAGUUUAUAUCACAAUUCUACCCCAGUGGGGUAAUAUUUUUAAAAGAAUAUUUUCAAGGUAACUUAUUGAGUAAUAUUAUGGUUUCUUCAGCUAAAAGGAAGUUAGGGUUCAUAGCUAAGGUUAUUAGAGAUUAUCCCUCAAAGAAAUUUAUUUUAAUUGGUGAUUCUGGUGAAAAAGAUUUGGAGGCUUAUAUAACAACUGCAAUUAUGUUCCCCAAACAGGUAUUAGCCAUAUACAUUAGAAGUGUUCCAGGUUCAUUGAGUGAUUUAGAUAAUAAUGAUGAAAUAAUUAGACAAAAUUUGAAUGAUAUGAUCGAAAAACAUUAUUUAAACAUUACUCAAGAACAUGAUUCUUCUGCAACUUGUCAUAAUGUAAAUGAACAUAUUACCUUAUCGUCACCUCCAUUGAGUAAUCAUAGAAAUAACAGCCCUGAGGUCAUACCGGAUUUAAUAACCUUCGAUGAUGAUUGCCAUGAUGAAAAUACAACGGUUGACACCAUAAAAUCAACAUCGUCAUCUUAUUCUUCUUCUUCUUCUUCUUCUCCGCCAAGGAAACCAUUUAAAAAGAAGAAUUUAUUAACUCCAGAAAUUGAGGAAGAAAUAAAAAGAUCACAAACACCUUCAACCGCGGGUUCAAUAUCUACAAUAACUAGUGUACCAGGCGCGGCAUCAACUAUUACUGGGGAUAAUAGCAGUGAUAGUUGCAGUAGAGCUUUAAUGGAAAAGAAAAAACCGCCUGUUCCACGUAAAAGCAACGCUGUUAAUGCUGCAUAUUCUAGAGCAAUUUUAGAUGGUUCGACAAAAGCAACACCCAUAACACCUGUCUUGAAAACUACGGCAUCAAGGCCCCCACCACCGCCUGUACCUCCACGUAAAACAGUCAAUAGUUGUAAAAGUACUAGUACAAACAUAGCUAAAGAUGUGCAAAAUAAUCACAUUGCAGCAUCAAAUAGCUCAUACGCCAAUGAUCAAGAUGGUGGAAAUAAAAAUACAAGAGAAUUUGAGGAUGAGGAUGAGGAUGAUUAUUGUUAUUAUACACCAUCAUCUCAAAAUGAUUAUGGUUCUUAUGAAACUUUUAUGGAUAAAAGGGCUGAUAUGUGGAGGAGGAGGGUGGAGCACGCCAUUACUCAACUAUCCACUGUGGCCUUCAGAAACGGUACUCAAAAUAAAAUAAGAUUAAAAUUUUUCAAGGAUGAUUGUUUGCAAGAUAGUAUUGAUGUCAUAGAAGAAGCAUCUGGUGAUAAAUGUGGCAAUGAUGACCAAGUCAAUGUUAAUAAAGAUAACAUGGAACCACCAAGUUUGAUAUGA
Molecule: messenger RNA, 2319 nt
Organism: Saccharomycodes ludwigii
Lineage: Eukaryota; Fungi; Ascomycota; Saccharomycetes; Saccharomycodales; Saccharomycodaceae
Gene: APP1
Product: phosphatidate phosphatase APP1
Exons: 1
Coding region: 1-2319 (772 amino acids)
Cellular component (GO): actin cortical patch
Molecular function (GO): phosphatidate phosphatase activity
Source: RefSeq, a predicted model, not a curated record